Molecule: messenger RNA, 717 nt
Organism: Auxenochlorella protothecoides
Lineage: Eukaryota; Viridiplantae; Chlorophyta; Trebouxiophyceae; Chlorellales; Chlorellaceae
Exons: 1
Coding region: 1-717 (238 amino acids)
Source: RefSeq, a predicted model, not a curated record
AUGUACAGCUGCAACUGCGCAGAACGGCUGGCAAUGAGGAAGCACCAGUUGGGAAGGUGGCUGGCCCCACCCCAGACCUUGGCAAGCCCAGCCAGCAGCCUGCAAAGGCCGGUGGCGGCGCAGGGGAGACGGCGGAGGCGCACGUCGCGCUGCAGUCGCAGGGAGCUGAGCCCCCAGAGGCGGAUGGGAACAUCAAGAAGAAGAAGAAGAAGAAGAAGAGGAAGGCUUUGUUGGAGGGAGAAGAUCUGGAGAUGCUGCUGCGGCAGGACUCGGAGGAUCCAGUGCCACCGCCAGUCAAGCUGCGAGGGACGGCACCCAAGCAGGCCAGAGCGAAUCCCAAGGAGGGACCCUCCAAUGCCAGCCCCGCACCAAAGGCACCCAGAGGCAGCCUUGGUGAGGGCAAGCGGCCGCGCCGCAGCAGCAUGGCUUCCACGACUGGUGGGACGGAGGGCCCGGCGGGCGCCAAGAGGCCCCGAACAACCAGACAGGGCCCUCUCGGUCAACCAGAAGGCCCACCUCCCACCCUGCCUGUCCAGCAGGGGGCUGUCGAAGCGCGGGCCGGGCAGCAGGAAGACAGCAGCACACCCCCGCCCGGUCAUCCGAAAGACAGCGUGCUUCCGGUCGCGGACGCGCUGCUCAGCCAGCCUGCACCCGGAGGCCAGAAGGCCGGCAGCAUCGAACCUGCCGCACCUGUGGAGAUUGAGGGUGCCGCACUGA